UAAUUCACAAGAUUUCAUUGUGAAAUACUAUGAAAUUAUCGAGUCUAUAUACUACAAUAUGUUCAGUUAUUCUUUUAACUGUUUAUACAUUUUUAUUAUAAUUAUUAAAGUAACAUUCAGUGUACCUUUGAAAGGGUUUACAGAAGAAUCAACUAUUACAACUGUUAGCUAUGAGCAUAAAGCAUCUGGUACUGGUAAUGAAGAUGAUUCCAAUUGGACAGUAAUUUCACAUGAAGCACUUCAUGAAGCAUUGAAUUCCACAGAUGAUUCUUUAGAUCAUGAUGAAGAAACCACCACCACCACAACAACAACACUAACAUCAUCUUCUUCAUUACCUCUGACAACGACUACAGAGACGACUACCAGUAAAGAGAUGGAAAUAACAACAAUAAAAUCUUCAGGAAUUUCUUCAUCAGAAAGCAUGGCGAAUUCUCAACAAGCACAAUCGAAAAGGAUACUAAGUAAGAUACUGAAUAAUGAACCAACAAAUGGAAUUAGUUCAAGAGAAAAAGAAGAACUAAUACCUGAAAAAGCACCUGUUGUCACUACCACCACAGAACUAACAUCAUCAUCAUCAUCAACAAUGCCAAUGGUAGAAACAGUAACUAGUUCAGAAGCAACUGUUCAAUAAACACAUAUUAUGAAAUACUCUAUGAAGAUUCAUCAGUUAUCUUCUCCUUUCAAAAAAAAACACAAAACAAACAAAUAAAAGAAAAACAUUUCUAUUCAGAUGAGUGAUAAUUCAUUAUAAUAUUAGUGUAAUUUUAUCCAAAUUCAAUUUUAUUAUACUGUUUCUAAAAUAUUUC
Schistosoma turkestanicum is the source of this 806-nucleotide messenger RNA. The record is from the annotation of a GenBank genome assembly. Lineage: Eukaryota; Metazoa; Platyhelminthes; Trematoda; Strigeidida; Schistosomatidae.